UGUAUCUCAUUUUCUCAAAGGAAAUAGAUUAAGUAGAAAGUCCACACAUUGAUUACUCACCACUUCUCUGGUCUCCCUUCAGGGUCUGCUGGCUCUGGAAGGAGAGUUGACUCCCAUCCUGGUCCAGAUGGUGAAGAGCGCCAACAUGAACGGUCUGCUGGACAGCGACAGCGACUCUCUGACCGACUGCCAACAGAAAGUGAAGGCCCGACUGCACGAGAUCAUGCAGAGGAGCCAGGAGUUCACAGAGGACGACUAUCUGAAGUUGGCGCCGACUAGCAGCCCGUCGCUGGUGAACUCGAUGAAGAUCAUACAGAAUCCGGUCAAAACCUGUGACAAAGUGUACGCCCUCAUCCAGAGCCUCAACUCACAGAUCCGCAAAAGACUGGAGGACCCCAAGUCUGCAGACCUGCAGCUGUACCACAGUGAGACGCUGGAGCUGAUGCUGCAGCGCUGGUCCAAACUGGAGAGAGACUUCCGAAUGAAGAACGGCCGCUACGACAUCAGUAAGAUCCCCGACAUCUACGACUGCAUCAAAUACGACUCGCAGCACAACGCCUCGCUGGGACUGGAGGACACGCUGGAGCUGUUCAGGCUGUCCCGCGCCCUGGCAGACAUCGUCAUCCCUCAGGUUAAUGAAGACCAAACUCAGCUCUGUAGCUCUCCUCAGGGUCUCUCAGGCCAUUUCAUUACAUCUAGCUGGUGCUUUUAUCAAUUUAGGAUUAGGCAAUCAUCAAUGAGGAAACAAACUCAAAAUGGCAAGAAUCAUGUAAUUAGCUCCAAAUAAGACAAACGAUUUCAAAAAGGUGUUUUUUUGUCCUCUCAUUGUUUUGAAUGUAUUUAUUGGCCAAGAUGUAUCUGAGACAGCUGGAGAGAUUUUA
Messenger RNA from Notothenia coriiceps (black rockcod), 881 nucleotides. Its product is annotated as inositol hexakisphosphate and diphosphoinositol-pentakisphosphate kinase 2-like. Gene Ontology annotation, biological process: inositol phosphate biosynthetic process; inositol metabolic process. The transcript has 3 exons. NCBI's taxonomy places the organism in Eukaryota, Metazoa, Chordata, Actinopteri, Perciformes, Nototheniidae. Gene Ontology annotation, molecular function: inositol hexakisphosphate kinase activity; 5-diphosphoinositol pentakisphosphate 1-kinase activity. The record is from RefSeq and is a predicted model, not a curated record. Gene Ontology annotation, cellular component: cytosol. Bases 128 to 787 code for a protein of 219 amino acids.